AUGACAAUGGCACUGACAAGGUCAUUGCAGGUGGAAACUGUGGGAAAAGAACUGCACAGGAACUAUCAUUCGCCCUCUAAUUCAGAAUCUAACACCGAGAGCCCUAGACUCUCUGACAGGGAGUGUACUUCGUCUACACCUACGUCGAUUGACGAUACAACUGCUAUGCAGCACGAUAUGGAAGCUGUCAAGAUCUCAGAUGGACAGGAGGUAGAGCCUGUGGAUUAUUUUGGGCCCAAAAAUAGACUCCAAGAGAAUACUGGCAGAGUACGAGAGAAAGAGGAUGAUGAUUCUACCCCGAAAGCUUCUGGAAAUGAUGGAGAUAGUGUUUUGGAUAAUAGCAGUCUCAUACAAACGGAUUCAUAUAUUCAGGAUCUCAACGAUGACCACAUUCUACUCAAUAGAAAAGUUUCCAGGGUUUCUGCUCGAAGAACUAGGACGCAGGAGAGUAUACGCAAGAGUAUUCCAUUUCAGGCAUCAAAGCAUUCGCAGAUCUUGCCAGUCGAGGAUAACGAUUCGAAACCCGAAAACUCCGUUAAUUUGCCAAAUGGUUCGAUGACUUCGUUGCCUGCCAGGUUGCCCAGGAGGAGGGAUAGCCAUAUGAGGAAGCAAUCGUCAACUUCGUUCUCGUCAAUGCCUCCUGAGAUCCCUACUACUAACACAAGCGCAUUGAACAAAUCUGAGUCGAAGGCCACAGAAAAGAAAGCGAAAAAAUCCCUAUUGCAUAAGAGAGAAGUGAGAAGGAAGAGAAAAUCUUUUCCUCAGGAUGACGAUCGGGUUCUGAUUGGGAAUAAAGUCAGUGAAGGUCACGUCAAUUUCAUCAUAGCAUAUAACAUGUUGACUGGUAUUCGAGUCGCUGUGUCGCGUUGCUCAGGCAUCAUGAAGCCACUUACUCCAGUGGAUUUCAAAUUCACAAAGAAACUUGCUUUCGAUUACCACGGGAACGAAUUGACUCCUUCGUCGCAGUAUGCAUUCAAAUUCAAGGAUUACAGCCCUGAAGUUUUUAGAGAAUUGCGUGCCAUGUUUGGCCUUGAUCCAGCUGACUACUUAGUCUCGUUGACUUCCCGCUAUGUGCUAAGUGAAUUAAAUUCUCCCGGUAAAAGUGGAUCAUUUUUCUAUUUCUCAAGAGAUUACAAAUAUAUCAUCAAGACUAUCCAUCACGCAGAACAUGUUCACCUCAGGAGGCAUUUACACGCGUACUAUACGCAUAUCAAGGAAAAUCCAGAUACUAUGAUUUGUCAAUUUUACGGUUUGCACAGAGUGAAAAUGCCCAUUUCGUUCCAAAAUAAGGUUAAGCACAGAAAGAUUUAUUUCCUAGUGAUGAACAAUCUUUUCCCGCCACAUCUCGAAAUGCAUACGACAUUCGACCUCAAGGGGUCCACUUGGGGUCGAGUCACCAAGAUAGAUCCCGAAAAGGCCAAGGACGAGGCCUAUAGACCAGUUUUGAAGGACGUGAACUGGCUCGAGCGGGAAGAACGCAUCGAGUUCGGCCCUCUGAAGAAGAAAAAGUUCUUGCAGCAGCUCAAAAAGGAUGUCGAACUUCUCGCGAGAUUGAAUAUAAUGGACUACUCGUUGCUGCUUGGUAUACAUGAUAUGAAUAAAGCACGAGAAGAAGAAGAUUUGGAAUUACCAGAUGGUCCUAUUCCCGCAGGACACUCUGAAGGUACAAGCGGUGUACCGACGGGGCCCGUGAUACCGCACUAUUUCAAAGAGUUCGAAGGCGGAAUUCGCAGCUCCGAUACUUUUAACAACGAUACCGAUCUAAUAUACUACGUGGGAAUAAUAGAUUGUCUGACAAACUAUUCUUUCCUGAAGAAAUUGGAAACUUUCUGGAGAAGCCUGAGUCACGACCUGAAAGUUGUAAGCGCUGUACCACCAAAGGACUACGCCGACCGUUUCUACGAAUUCAUUGCAGAUUCAGUCAGCGCUCUUCCCCCUACAAGGUAUCGGGAUAACCCAGACGUGCCGGAUUACAGAGAUUAG
Messenger RNA from Torulaspora delbrueckii, 1983 nucleotides. It is a transcript of the gene MSS4, whose product is annotated as 1-phosphatidylinositol-4-phosphate 5-kinase. NCBI's taxonomy places the organism in Eukaryota, Fungi, Ascomycota, Saccharomycetes, Saccharomycetales, Saccharomycetaceae. The transcript has a single exon. Gene Ontology annotation, biological process: phosphatidylinositol metabolic process. The coding region runs from base 1 to 1983 and encodes 660 amino acids. Gene Ontology annotation, molecular function: phosphatidylinositol kinase activity. The record is from RefSeq and is a predicted model, not a curated record.